Manis pentadactyla (Chinese pangolin) is the source of this 1906-nucleotide messenger RNA. RefSeq names its product coiled-coil domain containing 125 (gene CCDC125). Bases 362 to 1906 code for a protein of 514 amino acids. Lineage: Eukaryota; Metazoa; Chordata; Mammalia; Pholidota; Manidae. The transcript is spliced from 14 exons. Gene Ontology annotation, cellular component: cytoplasm. The record is from RefSeq and is a predicted model, not a curated record. Gene Ontology annotation, biological process: negative regulation of Rho protein signal transduction; negative regulation of cell motility.
GGCCCGUCCGCCGGGCGAACGCCUCGCGGAGUCACCCCGCCCCCGCCCGCCUUUCCGGUCUGGGCCGCGCCGCGCGCUCACGUGGCUGGAGGGCGGCGGCACGGAGGCUCAGCCCCGAAACCCCUUAAAACAGGAUCAGAUGUAUGCUUUUAACAAUGGAAGAACAAGAGAUCUCAGCAAGAAGUGCAAGACAGAUUUAAUAAUCUUUUAAAGUCCUGACAAGCAACUACUUCAACAGCAGCGUACUUAGAAAAAAAGUCAGAUGGGGUGUCAAGAAAGGCCCCACUGAGAAGGCAACUCGGAAGGAAGGACCCCAAGGAGAUACCCUGUUUUUCCUUAUGGUAAAGACAGCAUCUGGCUGAUGAGUGGAGUGGCAAGGUCGCCCAGUGCGGCAGAGGUGCAGACCUGGGAAACUGAGGAUGAUGACUUGGCAGACGGUGACUUAGGGUAUGGCCUUGGAAGGAGGCCUGGCGGUAUUUGUGAAGUUCAAGUUUCACAUUUAUUUACAUCUAGAAAAAGAUCGGAUGGAAAGAGCUUUAGCCCUCCUCCAUUUCCAAGAAAGGGGGAAGAAAGGAGUGGUGCUAUUUUUCAGUAUUCCAAGCAUAACAGCUUGCAAGGUGCAUACUCUGAAGGGUCCGGAAUUUCCCAUUACAGACGACAAAGUAGCACUGAUUCUAAUUCAGAACUGUCAAAUGUAGAAUUAAGACAACUUCUUCAUGAAACUUUAGAGGAGGUAGAAAUUUUAAAAACUGAACUUGAGGCAUCUCAAAGACAACUUGAAGGUAAAGAGGAAGCAUUAAAAAUCCUUCAAAGUAUGGCAGUAUUCGGCAAAGCUACAAGCCAUACCCAGGCAGUGCUUCAAAAAACUAUGGAGCAAAAGAGAUCCUUGGAGAAGGAAAUAAAUGCCUUGCAGUGGGAAAUAGAAUUUGAUCAGAAUAGAUUUAAAAAUAUAGAGGAAACGUGGACCCUAAAAUAUGACAGGCUAAACUGUGAAAAUGCAGUCCUCAAAGAAACUUUGAAACUGAAAACAGAAGAAACUAAAAUGUUCAAGUCACAAAAUGCAAUCUUGAAUCAGCAAUACUUAGAGGCCCUUGCCAUGCUUGAUAUCAAACAGCUGAAGAUGGCUCAGGAAAAUGUGUGUCAUGAUAAAAGUGGCUUUACAGAGAUUUCAGGACUUGAGCGUGCAGUCCUCGGAGCCUGCCUUUGCUGUGGCCCUGGAGGGAGCCCCUGCACCUGUGCCAAAAUGGCGGCAUCCUCUCGGAAAAUGCUUCUUCAGCUCAGACAAGAGUUGGGACUUUUGCAGAAAAGUAAAGAAGAAGCUUACAUAAUGGCAGAUGCUUUCAGGAUUGCAUUUGAGCAACAAUUAAUGAGGAAAAAUGACCAGGCACUAAGAUUGACACAAACGGAUGUAAUGUGUAAAAAAGCAACAAAAUGGAUAAAUUGGAACCCCCUUGAAGAGGGAUUGCCAUCACAAAGAAGAAAGAAGACCUUAGGGCAGAAACUGUUGGGUAUGCUCCCUUCAGAGCACAGUUCUAAGAGGACUGCAGACCAGGAUAAUCCACAAGAAGUCUUUAAAAUGCUAAUAGAUUUGUUAAAUGAUAAAGAAGAAGCUUUGGCUCAUCAAAGAAAAGUUAGUUACAUGCUUGCUCGGGCACUGGAAGACAAAAACACCAACUCAAAAGAAAAUAAAGAAAAAAAUCCUAUGAAAGACAAUUUUCCAUUUCAAAACCCCUGGCAGAAAGCUUCAGAAUACUCUGCCAGAAUUUUGCAUGAUCCUGUGCAUUCAAGUGUUCAAAUUUUAAAUUCUGUGGGCUGCAUUUGUUCAAUUCAGCACCUUCACACAGACCAAAAUUACACAAGAACUCGUAAAAGAGCCCAUUCUUUGCCAUCAAAUAUCAUGUUUUAA